AUGCUGCCCCCUAGCUUUAAGAGGAUCAUACAGCAAAUGCCAAAAUGUGCCCUUCAGUCUCAGGGUCUCAGUGGGCUCCAGGUCCUGUACUCUACAGUGUCUGACCCUGUCUCAGUGUGUCCCUGUGGGCUCCAGGUCCUGUACUCUACAGUGUCUGACCCUGUCUCAGUGUGUCCCUGUGGGCUCCAGGUCCUGUACUCUACAGUGUCUGACCCUGUCUCAGUGUGUCCCUGUGGGCUCCAGGUCCUGUACUCUACAGUGUCUGACCCUGUCUCAGUGUGUCCCUGUGGGCUCCAGGUCCUGUACUCUACAGUGUCUGACCCUGUCUCAGUGUGUCCCUGUGGGCUCCAGGUCCUGUACUCUACUGUGUCUGACCCUGUCUCAGUGUGUCCCUGUGGGCUCCAGGUACUCUACUCUACAGUGUCUGACCCUGUCUCAGUGUGUCCCUGUGGGCUCCAGGUACUGUACUCUACAGUGACUGACCCUGUCUCAGUGUGUUCAUGUGGGCUCCAGGUACUGUACUCUACAGUGUCUGACCCUGUCUCAGUGUGUCCCUGUGGGCUCCAGGUCCUGUACUCUACUGUGUCUGACCCUGUCUCAGUGUGUCCCUGUGGGCUCCAGGUCCUAUAUUCUACAGUGUCUGACCCUGUCUCAGUGUGUCCCUGUGGGCUCCAGGUCCUGUACUCUACAGUGUCUGACCCUGUCUCAGUGUGUCCCUGUGGGCUCCAGGUUCUGUACUCUACAGUGUCUGACCCUGUCUCAGUGUGUCCCUGUGGGCUCCAGGUCCUGUACUCUACAGUGUCUGACCCUGUCUCAGUGUGUCCCUGUGGGCUCCAGGUCCUAUAUUCUACAGUAUCUGACCCUGUCUCAGUGUGUCCCUGCUCCAGGUCCUAUAUUCUACAGUGUCUGACCCUGUCUCAGUGUGUCCCUGUGGGCUCCAGGUCCUGUACUCUACAGUAUCUGACCCUGUCUCAGUGUGUCCCUGUGGGCUCCAGGUCCUGUACUCUACAGUGUCUGACCCUGUCUCAGUGUCUCCCUGUGGGCUCCAGGUCCUGUAUUCUACAGUGUCAGACCCUGUCUCAGUGUCUCCCUGUGGGCUCCAGUGUCUGACCCUGUCUCAGUGUC
Molecule: messenger RNA, 1125 nt
Organism: Oncorhynchus mykiss (rainbow trout)
Lineage: Eukaryota; Metazoa; Chordata; Actinopteri; Salmoniformes; Salmonidae
Source: RefSeq, a predicted model, not a curated record